CAGAAAGUGUUAUAAAACCUGCCCACGUUUUUUAGCAUGGGUUACCUCUCCUCUUAUUUGGUAUAACUACUGGAAUUGCAAGAGCAAUUGAAACAUAAGUUCCACAAUAUUCAAAUGGAUUUUCAUGUAACUAAAAAAGUUUUCCCAAAAGACGCCAGAUGGCAAGAUCUGAUCCCUCAGUUGAAAUGUCCCCAGUGUCAAAUGUAUCAAGCUUCUAGCAUAUCAAAUUUGGAAAAGCAUAUUACACUGCACUGUAAAUGUAGGCCAAUCUUACUAAAAAAUCAUUACAUAAAAAAACUUAAACACCUAUGUGCACAGGUGCAUUCACCAGAAGAGGAUGUUUUGGACUAUGUAAGAUUGGCUUUAGAAGCAAAGUUGCUACAAUGGAGGAAAGAAGGAAUGCCUGAAAUUCCACUUCUUUUAAAAAAAAAUGAUAAUCAACCUGCCUAUAGUCAUUCAACACUACUAGACUUAUGGAGAUUGUGGCACCAAGAAGUUGACAGUGUUAGUCUGGAAUUCAGUGUUUCAGAGCUGCUUCAGCUCAUGAUGGAAGCUGAAAGUUUGGAGUGGGAACCAUGUGAUGAUGUCUUUCCUCCUGCCCAGUUAGAAGGAGAUGAUAACCAGUUUAAUCUUGAGCUUAUGUCUCAGGUUGCAAGUAAAUUAAAAAAUAUGCAGCCGUCAUUAAAUUCAUUUUACGAAGAAAUGGACAUUGAGGAAAACAACAUUGAAAGAGUGACUAGAAAGACUUCUGCACAAGAAAACGCAGUAGACGUUAGUUCAUCGCCAGAAAAGGAAGAUGAAAACAAAAGCAAAGGAAAAAUUGCUUCUGAAUGCAAGGUUUACCAUCCACAAUCGCAAUGCAUAAUGAUUGUUCCAGAUGUCAUGUUAAAUGAUAAUAAUUCAGAUAUUGUAAUUGUCAACCUACGAAAUCCAAAAACAGACUCAGGAACUCUGUAUGCCUUUUCCCACCACUAUACUAAAAUCUAUGAAAUUAAUCAGUUUGAUGAACCCAAAAGAUCGUGGUUUGUUGACAACUCAGUUCAAUCAGAUGGAUCUUUGUUCCUCACAACCAGUAUAGACCCAUUAUUCCUUAUCCUGCCAUAUUUAUGCAAAGCAAAAUUCGCAAGCCCAAUAGAUCAACUGCUUGUUGAUGAUGAAUAUGCAGAUACUAAGAAGUUAACCACAUGUUGUAAAAUGCAAGAUCUUGAAAAGAUAGCUGACUGUAAACAAUCAGGAGCUUUCCAAGCCUGGAAAUACAAUGAGCAAAAAACCCUAAAUUGGCUAGAAAAAAAGGUCUCGCGUAUAAGUCAACAUCUGAAAGAUAGCAGCUUUAAUGUAACUCAUUCUACGGUUUCCGCUAACUAUGUCAAAGCUGCUGCAACGAAUGUCCCCGAGAGUUCGUUUAUGCGAUACGCAUUUGGGUUGGUAACCGAAUAUCUCUCUGACGAACUGACGGUAGCUUUGGAAAAACACCUUAAUCUGCCAGUAGUCCCGAAAUCGGUAAAGGAUGAGGAAACUAAUGAGCCUCCAGCUAAACGACAAAAAAUUGCUGGCAUAUCGAAUCAAGAACCAUUGGAAGAUUACAGUAAAGAUCAAAAACCACUUGCCAAGUUACCACCACCUCCAAUCGUGAAUCCCAAACGGAAAAAUUUUCUUGGUCAACCAGCACCCCAAGGAUAUGUUGCCGGUGUUGGCAGAGGUGCUACAGGCUUCACUACACGGUCAGAUAUUGGUCCAGCAAGAGAUGCUAAUGAUGUACCAGAUGACCGACAUCCAGCACCAGCUAAACGGAAAAAAGAUGAUGAUGAAGAUCUUGAAGAAGACCUUAAUGAUGCAAACUAUGAUGAGUUUGCAGGCUAUGGAGGCUCUCUUUUCAACAAGGAUCCUUAUGAUAAAGAUGAUGAAGAAGCUGAUGCAGUUUAUGAAGCUAUUGAUGAACGUAUGGAUGAAAAAAGAAGAGAAUACAGAGAGAAGAGGUUGAAAGAAGAAAUUGAAAAGUAUCGUCAGGAAAGACCAAAAAUUCAACAACAGUUCAGUGACCUGAAAAGAGAACUGUGUGCUGUGUCAGAAGAUGAGUGGAAAAACAUUCCUGAAGUGGGAGACGCGAGAAACAGGAAACAGCGUUUAGCAGGACGACGUGAAAAAUUCACUCCACUUCCAGAUUCAGUUUUGACUCGAAACUUGGGAGGAGAAUCGUCCACUUCGAUUGAUCCUAAGAGUGGGCUAGCAUCAGCGUUCCCCGGCAUGCUCACUCCGACUGGCGAUUUAGAUUUGCGCAAAAUUGGCCAGGCCCGUAACACGUUGAUGGACAUUAAGCUUAAUCAAGUCUCGGAUUCUGUCUCGGGUCAAACAGUUGUUGAUCCUAAAGGUUAUCUAACGGACUUGCAAUCCAUGAUUCCUACUUACGGGGGUGAUAUUAACGACAUUAAAAAGGCUCGACUGCUGCUCAAGUCAGUCAGAGAAACAAACCCUAAUCAUCCUCCUGCAUGGAUUGCUUCUGCACGUCUCGAAGAAGUGACUGGAAAGCUUCAGGCAGCUCGUAACUUGAUUCUACGAGGCUGCGAAACUUGUCCACAUUCAGAAGAUCUAUGGCUGGAAGCAGCCCGCCUUGUUCCUGUUGACACGGCAAAGAAUGUGAUAGCACAAGCCGUAAAUCAUUUAGUUAAUUCAGUCAAACUUUGGAUCAAAGCGUCAGAACUAGAGCAGGAUAUGAAAGCCAAAAAACGUGUAUUUAGGAAAGCGUUAGAACACAUUCCUAACUCAGUUCGCUUAUGGAAAGCUGCUGUUGAAUUAGAAGAACCAGAAGAUGCCAAAAUUCUUCUUUCUCGAGCCGUUGAAUGUUGCCCGACGAGUGUUGAGCUGUGGCUUGCCCUUGCUCGAUUGGAGACUUAUGAGAAUGCCCGGAAGGUAUUGAACAAAGCUCGCGAGAAUAUCCCAACAGAUCGCCAAAUCUGGAUCACAGCCGCCAAACUUGAGGAGGCUCAGGGGAAUAACGCGAUGGUUGAGAAAAUUAUUGACAGAUCGAUCAAUUCUCUGGCGGCCAACGGAGUGGAAAUCAAUCGAGAACACUGGCUAAAAGAAGCUGUUGAUGCUGAAAAAUCCGGAGCUGUACUCACUUGCCAAGCUAUCAUCAAGUUUGUCAUUGGCACUGGAGUCGAAGACGAAGACCGUAAACAUAGUUGGCUGGAAGACGCUGAUAAUUUCACAUCUCAGGGCGCGUUCGAGUGUUCGCGUGCCGUUUAUUCCCAUGCUUUAGAAAUUUUCCCUGCUAAAAAAUCUAUCUGGCUUCGAGCAGCCCAUUUUGAGCGACAGCAUGGAACAAGAGAUUCUUUAGAAUCAUUGCUUCAACGUGCUGUAGCCCACUGUCCCCAAGCUGAAGUACUCUGGCUUAUGGGUGCUAAGUCGAAGUGGUUGGCAGGGGACGUUCCGGCAGCGCGUUCCAUCUUGUCAUUGGCUUUUCAGGCAAAUCCCAACUCGGAAGAAAUUUGGUUGGCUGCCGUGAAGCUUGAAUCUGAAAACUGGGAAUACGAGCGAGCGCGAAAGUUGUUGGCGAAAGCUCGAAACUCGGCACCUACUCCUCGUGUGCUUAUGAAGUCAGCCAAACUUGAAUGGCAUCUUGGUGACCUGGAAGAAGCUCUGAAACAGCUUCAGACAGCCAUCGAACAGUUUCCCGAUUAUCCAAAAUUCUACAUGAUGCAAGGCCAGAUCCACGGGUUACAACAGCAUAUGACCUUGGCUCGUGAAAGCUAUAGCCUAGGUACUAAAAAGUGUCCCACCAGCGUUCCACUUUGGCUUUUGUUAGCCCGACUCGAUGAAAGUCAGGGAAACAUGACUAGGGCACGAUCUGUUUUAGAGAAGGCUCGCCAGAAGAACCCGCAAAACCAACAGCUCUGGCUAGAAGCCAUCCGAUUGGAGUGGAAGACCGGUCUAAAGGAUAUUGCCUCAGCCAUGAUGGCGAAAGCAUUGCAAGAUUGUCCUACCUCCGGCCUGUUAUGGGCUGAGACUAUCUUCAUUGUCGACCGGCCUCAACGCAAGACCAAGAGUGUCGACGCGCUUAAAAAAUGUGAACAUGAUCCACAUGUUCUGUUGGCUGUCUCUAAACUCUUCUGGACAGAAAGAAAAACGCAAAAAUGCCGUGAAUGGUUUAAUCGAGCAGUCAAAAUUGAUCCAGAUUUCGGAGACGCAUGGGGUUAUUUCUAUAAGUUUGAACUGCUUCAUGGGACAGCAGAAGAGCAGAAUGAUGUUAAAAAGCGUUGCGUUCAGGCCGAGCCAAGACACGGUGAAGUUUGGACAACUAUUUCAAAAAGCCCUCAGAAUUGGAGAGCAAAAACUGAAGAUAUUCUUCUGUUAGUAGCAGAGGCUUUGCCCAUUCCUGUCUGAUCCGCAUCUUUGGCGUUGCUCUUCUAAUAAAAUAUUUUACAUUUUUCUGCUUAA
Daphnia carinata is the source of this 4434-nucleotide messenger RNA. RefSeq names its product pre-mRNA-processing factor 6-like (gene Prp6). Gene Ontology annotation, biological process: mRNA splicing, via spliceosome; spliceosomal tri-snRNP complex assembly. NCBI's taxonomy places the organism in Eukaryota, Metazoa, Arthropoda, Branchiopoda, Diplostraca, Daphniidae. The coding region runs from base 115 to 4380 and encodes 1421 amino acids. The transcript has 16 exons. Gene Ontology annotation, molecular function: protein binding. The record is from RefSeq and is a predicted model, not a curated record. Gene Ontology annotation, cellular component: catalytic step 2 spliceosome; U4/U6 x U5 tri-snRNP complex; ribonuclease H2 complex.